GAGCACAGAGACAGAUAGCAGACAGAAAGAGUAACAGCAACUAACGCAGAGACAGGAUGGACACGUUCAUGACAUUCAUCUCCAGCGGGGCUUACCCGGGCAAACGGGAGCCCGAGAGAACAAGGGAAAGAGACAGGACGACAGACAGAGAAGGCGCCAGCAGGAUGGAAGACAGGGCUGAGCUGUGCACACCGAAAGACAGACAGCCUGAAGGCGGCCUUGACGAGGGUGAGAUUGCCCGACAGAUCUUGGAAGACGAAGUGUUGAACGAGUUCUUGAACCCCCAGUGCUUCCAGCAGCCGAACGAGAUCCUCGACAUGAUUGACGGCACCCAAGAGGGCGCCAACAACGGGAACGACGCAGUGGAUACUACUGUGGGAAGCGAAUACGGCAGCAACAGCCAGAUGGUACCAAAUGGACGGGUUCUCAACCCGUCGGAGGAGCUGCGGAUGUAUGAGGGUUCGAAGAAGGAGCUGAUGAAGGUGAAGUUCGGAUUGAACCAGGACGCCAAGUACAUUCACCACUCAAACGUGGGCUUUUCGUACACGAGGGCGCCCGCUGUGAGCAGCCCAGACGACCCGGAAGUGACGACGACGCUGUUACCACCCGCAUACCAGGAGUGCUUUCUCCGGGACGAGCAGAGCUUCCCCUACCACAUCCAAAUCGCAGACUUGCCUUCACACUCCCGGGUAGAGACCCAGAUCAAGCUCGAGCUGUCGAUCUCUCCACCGCCCCCGCAGUUCCUCCUUCACAUCCCAAGAGACUCCAUCACGAAGCCGAAGUUCACACUUGCCGACAACACGCUGCCAGACUCGAUCCAGGAUCACCUCUUGUACCUCGACUUGUUCAUCGUGGGCUCGCAGACAUCCAACGCCAAUGACGGCCGGGUCAAGAGCUGCAACGUGUGCAAGCGCUGCAUGCGCCGUGAGUUGAAGCGUGCCUCCCGACGUAAGGCUGGGCUCGUUGACGAUUCAUCCAACUGGGACAUCAACCUCCCGAAACGAGCCAUCAUCAUUAACAGCAAAGAGAUUGUUUCCUUCCCAGCUCCCAACGGGAACACCAACGAGCGCAAAAUUGAGCUCUUGUCCAGAAUAGUCUGUUACUGCAGGCACCACCAGGAGCUGGAGGGCUUCCAGAUCCUCAUUUUUUUGAAAAACAAAGAGGGCGCCAUUGUCGGGAAGACGAUUUCAACGCCCAUUCUGAUCAUGGACAGAAAGAAGUCACUGAAGUCGAGCAUGGAGCGAAACAAGGAGAAUGUUCUUGACCAAGAAGAAAACGGCUCAGACCUUUACACAAAAUCGUCCACCAUGAAUAAGAAGAACUCUUCAAUCACAUCCAACAACUCCAAUGGCGAUUCUUCCGCGGAGUUGAGCGUACCAACAUCCACCACGACAAUGAACUCUGUUUCCAAUAAUAACCCGGCAACUGCAUCUUCCUCGAGUUUAUUCAACCCAAUAUCCUCUGUGACAAAUAUGAACUCUAUGAAUUUACUCACCAGCAACGGCGGCAAAUCUCAGACGGGAAUGUUUUCGUCAAUAUUUUCCUUUGACCCUUCAAACCUGUUGGGUGAUGAGAACUCCAGACAGGUAAAACGACAGAAGAGACCUUGGUCUCCCUCUGAAUCAAGCACAUAUUUCGAAACCAUCAAUCAACAAAGAGGAAUACCUUCAGCAAUUGGCGACUCCAAGAAGAACACAACUAAAAGAGAUCCAAUUUCUCCUAUCAGUUCAGAUGCCAUAUCACCUCAAAACCACCUAUUUUCCUCGGCAACUAGUGCAUUUUCUACUACUCCAGAAAAGGAAUACCGUGAAGCCGCAACCACUCUUAGUCCACAUGAUAGUAAUAUUCUAGUCGAUCCAAGUAGCAACCUCAUUUCUACAAACAGCAGCAUAAGUGCUGGCCUGAAUGUCAAUAUGGGUCUCGAUAUUGACAUGAACCUGAACAUGAAUGUGAACAAUGAGGACUGUCCAACUAUCAGAAGAAUUAUACCUUCACAAGGCCCAAUUAGAGGUGGUAUUGAAAUUACUUUACUUGGUUCUAACUUCAGACCAGGAUUGAUUGUCAAGUUUGGCAGAAAUGUCGCUCUUGCCACACAGUGCUGGUCCGAUUCUACAAUAGUGACUUACUUGCCACCUGCUAGUCAAGCCGGCCCUGUACUAGUUACUUUUGAAGAUGCAAACUACGAUUUUACAAACUCAAACGCUCAUCAGAUAUUCACAUACACAGAUGAUACUGAUAGGCAAUUGAUCGAGUUAGCCCUUCAAAUUGUGGGAUUGAAGAUGAACGGUAAGUUAGAAGAUGCAAAAAACAUUGCAAAGAGAAUUGUAGGUAGUAACCAAAUGGAUUCCUCUCAACAAUCUCAGCAGCAACAACAUCAAGCAUCUCCUAACUCUACCAUGAGUUUAGCAGAUGUUCCUUUGAAUCAACAGCUACAACUUAACUGGAUGGCUGUGGCCUCGAACAAAAUCAAGGAACUAUCCAAAUCUACACUUAACCAUGAAGAAAUCCUCAUCAAGUUCUUAUCUAUGAUCAAGAUUCCAAACUCAUUAAUCUCAAGUCCUAACUGGGCAGUCUGCAAUUCUGAAGGGCAGACAAUGCUCCACCUCGCAUGUCUGCAAAAUUAUAGUAAACUGUGCCAUUUUUUGAUGAAGAAUGGUUCCAGAGUUGAUUACAAAGAUAGAAAUGGCUUCACGCCAUUACACUUUGCCUUCAUUGGAGGAAAUAGGAAGAUAAUCAAUUUGUUGAACAAGUUCAAAGCUAACACGUCCAGUAAAUUAGAGAACGGUGUGUUGUUGAGUCAUAUUGCCGAUUCCAAUGUUCUUGAUUUGAUUCAUGCAAGUAGAAGGUCGUCUACCUCGUCAAGUGAUAUCAAUUUUGAUGAAGAUGAUGAAGACAAUGAGAAUAUGGAUCUCAGCUUUGAAAACGAUUUCGAAAACGAUACAGAUUUGAGUUACGACGCAGCUAUUGUUACUGAAGAGCUCGAUGAUUAUCAACUGAGCUAUAAGACUAAUCGUCAUAAGGGAAAGCGUUCUGUGCAUCACAAAUCAAAGACCUUCACAAGAAAGCAUGGCAAUGUUGAUUCAGAGUUCGAGGCUGACAAUGAGGACGAUACUGAUUCGAUACCUGAUAAAGUAGAGCAAAUUGCUGAUCAUGAAAAGAAAACUUCUCUUAAUGACAAGCCGACAAACUCUUUUGGUAUCAACCUUUGGAUCGCUAUGAAAGAGGCUAUCAAGAACAAGAUGGUUGAGAUUAGUGUUGGACAGGAGAAGCACAAGAAGACCGGCCAUGAGCGUCACGGUUCAAAGAAGCAGAUGGGCGUCAAGGCUUCAAACAGAGGCGAACAGCAAGUUGGAAGUGUUGUGGAGAGUGAGAAGGACGUUUCAAGCGAGGACCACCUACCUUCCUAUGAUGACCUUUUCCCACAAGGGACCUCUCUUAGGUCGCUAAUCAACUUCCGUGGACAUGCAGACGACGAGCAGGAGGGCCAGAAGAAGGCUGCUCCGACUCGUCGGGUGAAGGAGAGCUUGCUCUCUACAGGCAACUGCGAUGUCAUCAAUCCUGACGGAGGUGUCGAUGAUGAUGACGAAGCAGAUAGUGACGUGGAUAUGAUUGCGAUGAAUCUACGUACUUCGAUAAACUCUGACACGAAGCUCAUGUUCUUCUGGCUUCCAUGCAUGCUCUUGUUGUUACUGAUUGUCAUCGGCAACAACUUGAACAUCAUCACGAUUCAAAAACUCCAGUUUUUCUCGUACUUUCUCGAGCAGGUGAGGGAGAUUGUUGGGUCGUUUAUGCUUGGAAAGGACAGGUUCACGAAUUUGCUAAACGAAAACAUCAAUUACGGCCGAGAACGGAUGGAGAACCUCAUCAAUGACGUGAACGACGCCAUGAUGACGGCGGUUGCUGGCGUGGGUCGCUAGCAUCGCAGCCCAGCGGGGGCGCAGCAGACAGCUGUACGUUUGAUUUACUCAACGGGGCUAUUUUAUAGAGUGAGAACGGAGCACAUGUAGUGCAGCUUUUGUAUUUGAAUAAAUAACUAACUUUUCCAGCGUAAAGUGAUAUGACGAAG
Messenger RNA from Pichia membranifaciens NRRL Y-2026, 4066 nucleotides. RefSeq lists its product as hypothetical. Gene Ontology annotation, cellular component: cytoplasm. Gene Ontology annotation, molecular function: protein binding. The transcript has a single exon. The record is from RefSeq and is a predicted model, not a curated record. Bases 57 to 3917 code for a protein of 1286 amino acids. Gene Ontology annotation, biological process: innate immune response. Lineage: Eukaryota; Fungi; Ascomycota; Pichiomycetes; Pichiales; Pichiaceae.